AUGAGCGAAUUCACCUCAGACUCGCACCUGCCCCUCUACGUCGAAAUCCCCGCCUGGCGCUCAACAACCCUAGACGAACUAAGUCUCGACCUGGCCGACGAGCAGCAGCAGUCACCGGGCGGCGGCCAUCCUCUAGGUCUACUGCCGCACCCAGCAAUCGGCACGCGCCUCGUCUUCCGGCUCAUCUACGUCGACACGCGCCAGGACUCCUCGCGGCACGUGUCCAAGGACCUGGGGAGCGUGGUCAUCGGCGCCGGACUCCCCGGAGCCGACUCCGACGCCGGGCUUCCCGAUGACGACCCCUGCUACGAUGACGCGCACAAGACGCUCGGCGAUGCCAAGUUCAUGCCGGGCGAUUUUAUUUCUUGCGCCAUCCUGCCGCCGAAUGACCUGGACGGAGCGGUCGAGCCGGUGAGCGCGGCGAGGACGGGACGCGGGUCGGGCAUUGGAGAGGGGAGGAGCACGGCUGCGAGUCCGCCGCCGCCGGGGCCGAGAGGGAGGGACGGUGGCGGCGGUUAUGGUAGGGAUUAUCAUCGGAUGGGGAUGGGAGAUCGGUAUGGGGAUGAGCCAACGCAGGUAAGGGGAUACCGUGGUGGGAAUGGCGGUGGCGGUGGUGGUGGAGGAGGAGGACGGUAUGAAUCAAACUCGUAUGAUUGGGGAGGACGGAGGGAGAGUAGGGGUGGACGGAAUAGAGGUCAGAGGGAACCUGGUAUUAUGCCGCAGGGAGAUUGGAGGAGGGGAUUUUGA
Sordaria macrospora k-hell is the source of this 747-nucleotide messenger RNA. RefSeq lists its product as uncharacterized. The record is from RefSeq and is a predicted model, not a curated record. Gene Ontology annotation, cellular component: nucleus. Gene Ontology annotation, molecular function: transcription factor binding. Lineage: Eukaryota; Fungi; Ascomycota; Sordariomycetes; Sordariales; Sordariaceae.